Molecule: messenger RNA, 369 nt
Organism: Penicillium taxi
Lineage: Eukaryota; Fungi; Ascomycota; Eurotiomycetes; Eurotiales; Aspergillaceae
Product: NADH dehydrogenase [ubiquinone] 1 beta subcomplex subunit 9
Exons: 2
Biological process (GO): mitochondrial electron transport, NADH to ubiquinone
Source: RefSeq, a predicted model, not a curated record
UUAACACAUUCUAGGUCGCUGUAUCGGCGGUCAUUGAAGCUAUCUCUUGACUGGUCUGUAGACCGUCGAGUCUGGCGCGGACAAGCUGGUUAUAUACGUUCGCUGUUCGAGGCCAACAAGAACAUCAGCGACCCUCGUCUGCAAAAGGUACUGUUCCGUGAAACAGAAAAAUUACUUCAAUCAUGGAAACACCCUGAUCCUUACAGGGCCCCGACCGCCCCCGGAGGUUUGUCUCCAAGAUACUCGUUGCAACAGGAGCAUACUUCUAAUCAUUAUCAUAGGAAACAAAUGGGAGAGAAACUUGCCCGCUCGCAUUCUUCCCUGUAUGUUUCUCACUACACCGAGAAUUUCUCCGUUAAUAUAUACUAA